AUGGCUUUGGCGAUCCCAGAUGCUUUCAGGAACACAGUACACAAGCUGUGCCGCUGGCACAUUAUGAAGAAGUACAAGGAACACCUCGCAUACCUGUACAACCUCCACGAAGACUUUAAGGAUGAAUUCACAUCAAUCCUCAACUGGCCCCUCAUGCCAAUUGAGUUUGAGGCUGCCUGGAAAGGACUCAUGGAUAAGUACAACCUCCAUGAUGAUGCCACGAUGGUGGCAAUGUGGAACGAGCAUGAGAGAUGGAUAUCAGCUUACUUCAAAGAAAUUUUCUGUGCCAAAAUGACGUCCACACAACAAAGUGAGAGCAUGAACUAUGUGCUCAAGAAGAACUUCGUAAGUGAGAGACAAAACCUCCACCGGUUUGUCAGCCAGAAGGAACAAAACACGCUGACCUUCUAUGGGUUUGACACUCAGAUGGCAAAGCUUUACUCACGAGCUGUGUACAGUGAGAUCAGAAAAAUGCUAAAACUGAGGACCCUCUUCACGGUGACAGAGACGGAAGAGCCCACAAAGUACCUCGUGCGCUACAAUAAACCGCAAAAACUAUUUGCGUGGUUUCAGCACGCCUUCCAGGUGGUUGCAGACUCUGUGGGAGAAAUAUAUGGCUGCGAGUGCAAGCUAUGGGACCACACAGGUAUUUUCUGCCUGCAUGUCAUGUGCAUGAUGCAGACAAUUAAGGCUGCCAGCGUUCCAGAGAAAUACAUCCUUAGGAGAUACACCAAACGCCCGAACAUCCAGCCAACAUUCAACAGAAAUGACUUGAGGACAGUAGCGUCAAACAAGGCCUCCCAAUAUUGCAUUGAAAGCGCACUGCUGCAGCUGAACAUGAGGGUGCACAGAAAAGCUUGA
Molecule: messenger RNA, 861 nt
Organism: Aegilops tauschii subsp. strangulata
Lineage: Eukaryota; Viridiplantae; Streptophyta; Magnoliopsida; Poales; Poaceae
Product: protein FAR1-RELATED SEQUENCE 5-like
Biological process (GO): regulation of DNA-templated transcription
Molecular function (GO): zinc ion binding
Source: RefSeq, a predicted model, not a curated record